Molecule: messenger RNA, 1183 nt
Organism: Rosa chinensis
Lineage: Eukaryota; Viridiplantae; Streptophyta; Magnoliopsida; Rosales; Rosaceae
Product: F-box protein At1g70590
Exons: 2
Coding region: 319-1146 (275 amino acids)
Molecular function (GO): protein binding
Source: RefSeq, a predicted model, not a curated record
ACCGGAGAGAUGCAUUGACUAUGAUGGCAGCUAGGGGAUUUCAGCUAGUUCAGCUGCCUUAAAUAUCCGAUCGAUAAUUCUCAGCUGCUCGACUCUGGGGACACCUAUUUCAUUAGAAAGAAACUCUGCGAGCAACUUUGUAUGCCUAACCUUGCUGCAUGGUAAUAGGAAAUCGGAGCGCGAGACCUCUAACUGUUUCUCAGUAACAAUGUUUAUCCUGUGACAAGUAAUUUGGUACCUUGACAACUGGCCAUAUUGCUUGGGAUUUUGCCAUUAAAAGUUGACGUACAUCAGCAAAAAUCCAGAUACAUAAACGGAAUGAGGAAGCGAAAUCGAUGGGAACGCCGGGAAACUACGGCGUUUCCGUUAUUGAACACCAAGCAAGGAGGCGAACUCCAUCACAAAAUCUUCUGGAAAACCAGCAACCGAUUCUCCACAUCAUCCCCAAGGGAUUUCUCGGAUCUUCCCCAAGAACUGGUAACCAAAAUCGGUGCGUCGCUCAGCUACGGCAACCUAAAAGCGGCGUCGUUGGUGUGCAAGUCGUGGUGCGACGCGCUUCGGCCGGCGAGAAAGGCCAUGAAGUACAAAGAAUACGAGCGUUGGGGAAAGCAGUUCAAGCAAGGCCUCUGUGGUUUUCUACCUAAUAUACACAAUGCUCUCAAGAUGUUCUUGAAGGCUGCGGAGUACGGAUCAACAAGGGCUAUGGUAGACGCCGGACUGAUAUAUUGGAAGAGAGGCGAGAAAGACAAGGCCUGUGAUUUGUAUCGGAGAGCUGCGGAGCUCGGAGACCGGAAUGCGCAGUUCAAUUUGGGACUUUCAUAUGUGCCAGUUCAACCUCCUCCAGAGGAAGCUAUAAAGUGGUUAUCUCUUGCUGCUUUUCAAGGCCAUGCCGGAGCUCAAUACCAACUUGCACAUUGUCUGCGUCAGGGUGGGAACAUGGAAGAAGCGGCCGGGUGGUGUUUGAGAGCCGCAGAAGGUGGUUAUGUACGUGCUAUGUAUAAUGUAUCCAUGUGCUACAAGUAUGGGGAAGGGUUAGUUCAGUGUGAUCACCAAGCAAGAAAGUGGAUGAAGUUGGCAGCUGAUUGUGGCCACAUUAAAGCUCAAGAUUAUGUACUUCGUCACCAGAAAGUUUACUCCAUCGUGUAAUGAUUGUGCUGUAUUGAGUAUUGACUUUAUUUUCCUU